GUCAUGAUUCUAACAAUGGACGCUGAUUUUGACAAAGAGAAUUCAGUCAGAUUUAAAACCGCAAAACUACUCCAAAGAAGGAGAGCAUUAAGUUUUCAGAAAGAAUUUUCAUUUGAGGAUAAAGAAGAACUUGCUAAUAGCACAAAGGACAUUGAUGCUAAUCUUUUAGCAGUGCUUCCAAAAGUUUCAGAAUUAAGAAAACUCUUUGAACCAAACAAGCAAAAUAUUUUGGAAAUGAAAAGGAAAGAGAGGAUCGCCAGACGUUUAGAGGGAAUUGAAAAUGAUACACAGCCCAUCCUCCUACAAAAUUGUCCUGGAUUAGUUACCCACCGUUUACUAGAAGAAGAUACACCAAGAUAUAUGCGUGCAACAGACCCAUAUAGUCCCCACUUUGGAAGAUCAAAUGAAGAAGAGGAAACUUCAGAUUCUUCUGUAGAAAAACAACCUAGGUCAUCCAGGUAUCGAGCAGAACCUACAGGAGCACAUUCAGAGCCUACAUAUAGCACAGGAGCCAUGGAUACCCAGGGACUUGAGUCAAAAGCAGAAAGAAUAGCUAGGUACAAGGCAGAGAGGAGACGCCAGCUAGCAGAAAAAUAUGGAUUGCCUUUAGAAUCUGAGGGAGAUUCUGAAUAUUUAUCCAGAUAUACCAGGGCAAGAAAAGAUCCUGAUGCUGGGGAAAAAAAAGAAGUAAAGAGCGACAAGCAGGAGGAUGAAAGCAAGGAGUAUAGUUCCCUGUACUCCUCCAUGUCUGAGAAUAAGGAGUCAUGGACUACUGCUUCUGAAUCAAAGGAAUAUUCCUUCCAUGAAAAAGACAGCAUUCCAGAUAGAGAGGAGCUUUCAAACUUGGAGAAUAAAAGAGCCCAGGACGUUAGUGCUCCUGGACAGGCUCAGGACUUGUCAUCAGAAGUGGAUGGUUCUGCAUCCUUUUCAUAUUCUGAACAAGAAUCCUCCUUUAAGGAAGUGCCAGUGUCACCAAAGCAAACUUGCAGGGUAUCCCUUUCCUCACCAAAGCAGCCAGUUUCACCAAGUCAUUCACACAAUGACCAGCCCUUGUAUAGUGACAUCAGACAUGGUAGUACAGGGAAAGCAAAACCUGAAUGGUUUCUUCAGAAAGAUUCAGAAGGGGACACACCUUCACUUAUCAGCUGGCCCUCCAGAGUAAAAGUUAGAGAGAAACUGGUGAAAGAGGAAAGUGCUCAUGGAAGCCCUGAACUUGUCACAGACCCUGUAUCUCAGAAAAAAUCUCAUCCAGUGCCAGUUGAUUACAUGCCUCUUCAGUCAGAAACUUCUUCCUUUGAUAGGGUUGCCAGCCAGACACUCAGUUCAGUCCGCCAACCGAUACAUGGAUAUAUUCAGCCUGCUGGUGUUGCUCAUACUGCCAAACUGAUGGCAACAGAAGACCCAGAAAAUAUCUCAAUUAGCAGCCUCUUAACAUCAGACAAUGCCGGCAUCAUGACAAAAUCCCCACCAGCCACUGCACUGGAAAAGGAAAAAAGUAACAUACUUCAGAAUUAUGGCUCAAAGCCUGACGAAUGUCCUUUGGGGACAGAACAGCUUUUGAAAAACAGAAAACCAAUUUUGCCAUCUGAGGUUCUCAGGCAAGGGAAGAGCAAUGAAGACCAUUUUAGAGCAAGUGAAUUUGACAAGGCUACUGUUCCCUCAUCUCUUAUAAGCAAGCCAAAGGCUAACUCAUCAGAGCUUCAGAAAGAGCUAGAGUGCACUAAGCACCAGGUGCCUGAACCCCAGUUUAAGACUCGUGAGAACACUGAAAGGAGUGAGACAGUUAUAUACGUACAAAGUGGAUCCAUAUCACAUUCUGCUAAGGCGAAAGGUCAAGCUCAGGAAGUGUCUACGAUGAAGCAUAGACUCCUGACUCGCUCAAUGUCUGAUUAUACUGGUUCUCCUAAGCCAGAGGCUUUAAAAAGUAAGGAAACUGUUACGAGAAAGGAGAUGGCGUUCCAGAGUGCUGAAGCAAAUGUGCCCAAUGGUGAGAUUGGCAUGGUUGACACAAAAGUCUCUGUUGCUCAACUCCGUAAUGCCUUUCUGGAAACUAUCAAUGUCCACAAGAAAACUGAACUUGAAUCUCGAUUUGAGAUGUUAACAUCAGGUACUGAUUUGUCUGCCAAUACUGAACCUGAAAGAGUGUCACGAAGGCCAAGGCGCUAUUUUUCUCCUGGUGAAAAUAGGAAAACUUCUGAGAGAUUUAGAACUCAACCAAUCACUUCAGCAGAGCGAAAGGAAACUGAUAGGUCCACUCUGAGUCCAGAAAUGCCAGCUGCUGAGGAUGAAGAAAAACUGGAUGAACGAGCCAAGCUGAGUGUUGCUGCAAAGAGGCUGCUUUUCAGGGAAAUGGAAAAAUCAUUUGAAGGAAAAAAUAUUCCUAAACCACGUUCAAGAAAUUCAGCAAUAGAGAGAAGAUUGCGGCGUAUGCAGGAUAGGUCACGCACCCAACCAGUUACUACCGAAGAGGUGGUCAUUGCGGCUACUGAACCUACCCCUGCUUCACGUACUGUGAAUACCCACACUGUAGUGACAAGAAUACCUAGUCCCACUGUAGUUAAGAGCACUGUACAACCUACCAGUUUACAGGCAUCAGCGCACCAAAAGACUUUAGCUAAAGAAGAAAUCAAAGAAGCAGUCAAGCAAGAUCAGUCUGGCGAGCCAGACUCCUCCACCCUAAGCUUAGCAGAAAAGAUGGCCUUGUUUAAUAAAUUGGCUCAACCAGUAUCGAAGACCAUCUCUACACGGAGCAGAGGGGACAUUAGACAUAGGAGAAUGAAUGCUCGUUACCAGACACAGCCCGUCACGCUUGGAGAAGUUGAGCAGGUACAAAAUGAAAGUGGAAAAAUUACUCCCUUGUCACCUACUGUUGUAACAUCAGUGUCAACUAUGGCGUCUGUGAUUUCUCCAAUGUAUGCUGGGGAUCUGCGUGCGAAGUCAACAGUUGAUGAAAGUGUAAGUGCUACCAGUAAACCAGAUUUGAGAGUCCACUCUUCAGUAGAAAAUGCAGACACUCCAGUAAAAGGCAUACUGAAAUCAGAACAUUGGCAGCCGUCAGUGGAAGUAAUGGAAAGCAAACGAGCAUCGAGGGAGCAUGAAGAGGGAGAGACAAACAGAUUCUUAGCAUAUGAAGAUAAUGAUGUCAAAAAGUACAGUUCUUUUGAAGAAGUAACCACACAUCCUGUUCUUAGUAAAACAGAGGACUACCACAAAGAGACAAAAUACACUUUCCCAAGAAAGAGCAGUAUGGAAUUGUUUACCCAACAAGGACUUUUACAGCCUGCGGAACAGAAGGAAUUUGUUUUUGAUACUGUCCUGCAGGGUAAACAGGAAGUCAAAGAAGGACUGUUCUUGGAGGAAAAGAUGGAGUUGGAGAGUGUCUUGAAAAGCAAGACCUUGCUGAGAGACCAUGUUGAGCCUACUUCUGAACUUGGCACGAUGGCAACACAGGCAGUAACGGUGGUAUCCUAUAGACAGCAGGAGGCUUCUGAACAACUAGAGGAAAAAUUCUAUAAGAACCCCUGUGAGCUGUUUGCUGCUGGAGACGACAAAACAGAAACAACUGAGGACACCCUGGAUGCACCCAGCAAAACACUGUCAAUUAAAGAACGGCUGGCGCUGUUGAAGAAGAGCGGUGAAGAAAGCUGGAAAAGCAGGCUUAACAAAAAGCAGGAGUAUGGGAAAGUGUCCAUCACUGAGCGUAGCACACAACUGCAAGAAGCUGAGCAGUUGUUCAAGAAGAAGGAAGAAGGAGGAAUUACAGAUGAUAAUACCGUGUCUAAUCAGCUUUGGGAACCUGUCUAUGCUUCUACUUAUUCUCCUGCUAUACCUGUUGCCCAUAAAUUUCAUCCUUUUGUACCUAUUCAUCAGGUCAGUAGUUCUAGUUUGAGAGAAUCAAGCCCCCUGGUCUUUGAUGAACGGCAUCCUUGGAGAUGGAAGGUGAAAUAUUGCAUAAACUUCCUGUUUUACCUCCUAGUUUACAAUGGAUGUGGCAUUCUGAAAGACUCUGCUUAUUCUGCAGGCUUGGCAUCACCUACUGCCAUAACUCCAGUGGCAUCCCCUUUCUGUAACAGGCUGAAGUCUACCACUCCAGUUUCAAAGCCUCUGGAAGAAAUAGAAGCCAGGCCUGAUAUGCAAUUAGAAUCAGACAUGAAGCUAGACAAGCUGGAAACAUUCUUGGGAAGACUGAAUAACAAAGUUGGUGGGAUGCAAGAAACCGUGCUAACGGUCACAGGAAAAUCGGUGAAAGAGGUGAUGAAGCUGGACGAUGAUGAAACCUUUUCCAAAUUUUACCGUCACAUGGAUUGCCCCACUUCCACAGUGCCUUUGGAGCUUGAUGAGGACUUUGAUGCCAUCUUUGAUCCUUAUGCACCAAAGUUAACUUCUUCUGUAGCAGAGCACAAACGUGCCGUGAGACCUAUGCGCAGAGCUCAGGCUUCAAGGAACCCCCUGAAAUUGCUGGCUGCACGAGAGGACAUUCUUCAUGAAUACACCGAACAAAGAUUAAAUAUUGCCUUCAUGGAGUCAAAGCGAAUGAAAGUAGAAAAAAUGUCUACAAACUCAAAUUUCUCAGAAGUAGCACUUGCUGGUUUAGCAAGCAAAGAAAACUUCAGCAGCGUCAGUUUACGAAGUGUCAAUCUAACUGAACAAAACUCCAACAACAGUGCUGUGCCAUACAAGAAACUGAUGCUGUUGCAAAUUAAAGGAAGAAGACAUGUUCAAACAAGAUUAGUUGAACCAAGGGCUUCAUCACUGAACAGUGGUGACUGCUUCCUGUUGUUAACUCCACAUUACUGUUUCCUUUGGGUAGGAGAGUUUGCAAACGUCAUAGAAAAAGCUAAGGCAUCAGAACUUGCAACUUUAAUUCAGACAAAGAGGGAACUCGGCUGUAGAGCUUCUUAUGUACAGACCAUAGAAGAAGGGAUAAAUACCCAUACUCAUGCUGCCAAAGACUUCUGGAAACUCCUCGGUGGCCAGACAAGUUACCAGUCUGCUGGAAACCCCGAGGAAGAUGAAAUGUACGAAGCUGCAAUAAUAGAAACAAAUUGCAUCUAUCGUUUAGUAGAUGAUAAACUUAUUCCUGAUGAUGACUACUGGGGGAAAAUGCCAAGAUGUACUCUGCUACAAUCCAAAGAGGUUCUGGUUUUUGAUUUCGGCAGCGAAGUAUAUGUAUGGCAUGGGAAAGAAGUCACAUUAGCACAGAGAAAAGUAGCAUUCCAGCUGGCCAAACAUUUGUGGAAUGGAACAUUUGACUACGCCAAUUGUGACAUAAAUCCUCUAGACCCUGGAGAGUGCAAUCCCCUUAUACCAAGAAAAGGACAAGGGCGUCCUGACUGGGCUAUCUUUGGCAGACUCACAGAACAUAAUGAGACCAUAUUGUUCAAAGAAAAAUUUCUUGAUUGGACAGAACUGAAGAAACACAAUGAGAAGAACUCUAGUGAAUCUCUUCACCAGAAGGAAGACUCCAGGUCUGACUUUAAAGCAUAUGAUGUCAUGCUAAUGGUACCAGUGCCCCAAACUACGGUUGGCACAGUCUUGGAUGGAAUAAAUAUUGGCCGUGGCUAUGGAUUUAUUGAAGGAGAAGAUGGGAGGCAGUUUGAAAUUAUCACUGCCUCCGUGGAUGUCUGGCACAUCCUGGAAUUUGAUUACAGUAGGCUGCCUAAACAAAGCAUUGGACAGUUCCAUGAGGGAGACACGUAUGUGGUUAAAUGGAAGUACAUGGUGAGCACUGCAGUUGGAAGCAGACAAAAGGGAGAGCAGCAAGUAAGGGCUGUUGGAAAAGAGAAGUGUGUGUACUUCUUUUGGCAAGGGAGGCACUCCACAGUGAGCGAGAAGGGCACAUCAGCACUGAUGACUGUGGAGCUUGAUGAAGAGAGAGGAGCACAGGUACAAGUGCUUCAAGGAAAAGAACCACCAUGCUUUCUGCAGUGCUUCCAGGGAGGGAUGGUUGUGCAUGCUGGAAGAAGGGAAGAGGAAGAAGAAAAUACACAAAGUGACUGGAGGCUGUACUGUGUACGAGGAGAAGUUUCCAUUGAAGGAAAUUUACUUGAAGUAGCAUGUCACUGCAGCAGCCUAAGGUCCAGGACGUCUAUGAUUGUCCUCAAUGUAAAUAAAGCCCUUAUCUAUCUGUGGCAUGGCUGCAAAGCACAGUCUCACACAAAGGAUGUAGGAAGAACAGCAGCCAAUAAAAUAAAAGAACAAUGUCCAUUGGAAGCUGGAUUGCACAGCAGCAGCAAGGUGACAAUACAUGAAUGUGAUGAAGGGUCAGAGCCAUUGGGAUUCUGGGAUGCAUUAGGAAGGAGAGAUCGAAAAGCCUAUGAUUGCAUGUUGCAAGAUCCUGGAAAGUUUAACUUCACCCCCCGCCUGUUCAUCCUCAGCAGUUCAUCGGGAGACUUCUCAGCCACUGAAUAUAUAUAUCCUGCAAGAGAUCCCACUGUUGUCAGUUCCAUGCCAUUCCUGCAGGAGGAUCUCUACACUGCCCCACAGCCAGCACUCUUCCUCGUUGACAAUCACCAUGAAGUGUAUCUUUGGCAAGGCUGGUGGCCUGUAGAAAACAAAAUAACUGGAUCAGCUCGAAUCCGAUGGGCUACAGACAGGAAAUGUGCCAUGGAGACAGUACUCCAAUACUGCAGAGGAAAAAACGUAAAGAAACCUCCGAAAUCCUACCUAAUUCAUGCUGGUCUUGAACCCCUGACGUUCACCAAUAUGUUCCCUAGCUGGGAACACAGAGAAGACAUAGCCGAGAUCACAGAAAUGGAUGCUGAAGUUUCUAAUCAGAUAAUCCUUGUAGAGGACGUGUUAGCCAAGCUGUGCAAAACUGUGUAUCCACUAGCAGAUCUUUUAGCUAGGCCUUUACCUGAGGGAGCUGAUCCACUGAAACUUGAAAUUUAUCUUUCAGAUGAAGACUUUGAGGCCGCCUUAGAGAUGACAAGAGACGAGUACAAUGCACUGCCCUCUUGGAAGCAGGUUAAUGUGAAAAAGGCAAAAGGACUUUUCUAAGUAAUGUUAUCGCGUAGUGAUAGUACCAGAGGGAUCUGUAUCGUCACUUUCAACACCUUGGAAUUAGCAAAAUGAAUUGCUCUGGAUUAGUGUUCAAAAAAGAAAUUAGAGAUGAUCUUAAAUUUUUAGAUACUGCCUGAUCUUGAGUUGUGUAAUAUUGUAAAUGUGCAAGAGAACUCUUUGGAAGCUUUGUUCAACUCCAAGGGUAAUGUGUUUAAACUUUGCUCUCCUGUGCACUUAAACAGUAGUUUCUCAAGCUACUACUGCAACAAUCCUUUGGCUAUAUAUAGGACUUGCCAUGUGUUUUUUGAAGAUGUUCUCUUUGUAAAGUGUUAUUUUGUUAGUUUGUGGAUUACAAAGAAUUUAUAUUUAUAUAAACACAUAGAACAAGUAUGUAUUUAACAAUGCAAUAUGUAUUCACUUUCAAGACUUUCAUGUAAAAAAAAAAAAUUCUCUAUACAGAAAGGUAGUCGGAUGGCAGUUGCUUAUACUGAAUUAGCUAUACCACCCAUAUAUAUCUUAUGCAUUCUGAAAAGUUUCUCUUUGCAAUAGGUAAUGAAUUGUUCUCAAUGCUGCUUCAGGUGCUAAACUGAACAAAGCAUUUGUAUUUAUGGCAUGGGUUUCUUUAGAAACUAUGCAAAUCAACCUUUAUAUUUCAAUAUCCAAAAAUGUAUAGUGCCUUGUUUUUGUGUACAGUUUAUAUACAAAAAAGAUUGGUCUGCAUUUUGAAGAUGGUUUAGAACGGUCUCCUAUAUUACUUUUAUAAUAGUAGAAAUAAAAACAUCUCAGUUUCUAAUACAUGUUGUAAAGAUUAAACGUCUUUCAUUAUAUAAGAGCUUAAAGUAAAAGCUUCAGAAUAAACUCAGUGAUGCUC
This is a messenger RNA of Terrapene triunguis (Three-toed box turtle), 7873 nucleotides long. RefSeq names its product supervillin (gene SVIL). NCBI's taxonomy places the organism in Eukaryota, Metazoa, Chordata, Testudines, Emydidae. The record is from RefSeq and is a predicted model, not a curated record. The coding region runs from base 4 to 6999 and encodes 2331 amino acids. Gene Ontology annotation, biological process: barbed-end actin filament capping; actin polymerization or depolymerization; cytoskeleton organization. Gene Ontology annotation, cellular component: actin cytoskeleton; cytoplasm. Gene Ontology annotation, molecular function: phosphatidylinositol-4,5-bisphosphate binding; actin filament binding. The transcript has 40 exons.